Molecule: messenger RNA, 585 nt
Organism: Clunio marinus
Lineage: Eukaryota; Metazoa; Arthropoda; Insecta; Diptera; Chironomidae
Source: the annotation of a GenBank genome assembly
AUGACUAAUGAAAACAUAGUUGACGGUUGUGUAAUGAAUAUUGAAACAAAUAAUGAAAAGAGUUUACUUGAAAAAUCUCUUGAAGCACAAAUAGAACUUCAAUUUAAGCUAAAUGAACAAAUAUUCAUUAAUGAACAGUUGCGAUUGAAACUAGAAAUUGAACGAAAGAAGUCGGAAGUUCAAGUUACAGUUUCUUCUUCUGACGAAUCAAUGAAAAGUUCCAAUACCGAAUCAAUAGUUCGAAGACGAAAUUUCAAAGAAAAUUUGGAAACAAACAGCAAUGUUCUUAUGCAGUACAAAUACGACGACCUUAAGAAAUCUCAAAGCAAAGCCAUUAAGAAUUUAUACAGAAAAAACAAACAAGUAAAAAAACUUUUGAAAGAAGUUGAAAUAGAAAAGUUCAGAAAUAUUCAGUUGACCGAAGAAAAUUUAAGAUUGAAUAAGAAAGUUGAGCAUCUUUGCUUCCGAUUUCUUAGUUUAAUGGAUCGAAGGGUUGAAGAGAGAAUGAAAUUGGAAGAAAGAAUUGAAGAGUUAGAAGUCAAACUAAUUAACUUUUAUGUUGUUGGUGAUGGAUGUUCAUCAUAA